[Torrubiella] hemipterigena is the source of this 724-nucleotide messenger RNA. NCBI's taxonomy places the organism in Eukaryota, Fungi, Ascomycota, Sordariomycetes, Hypocreales, Clavicipitaceae. The record is from the annotation of a GenBank genome assembly.
CCUCACCCAGUCAACAGAUAUUCACAAUGUUCGUCGUCGUCUUUGAAUCAACCGCCCCGGCCGAGGUGUCAACCAUCGCCGAAACCUACUAUGCAAAACUGGAACCAAUCCUCAAGACGUAUUCGGGAUUUAUCCAAGAGCUAUCCUUCAGCUCGCCCGAGGACCCUAAUAGCGGUGUGACGAUUGCUCGCUUCGAAAACGAGGAGGCGGCGGUUCGAUGGCGCAAUGACCCGACGCACUUGAGAAUUCAAAAGGCUUCGCGAGAAAAGGUCUAUUCUCAUUAUAGAAUCCGAGCGGGAAAUGUCAUUGUCCCCAGCAAAGCGCAGAGUCCUGAGGCGAAGAUUCCGGAACGUAUUCUAGUAUUGCUCGAACAGCCGAAAACGAUAGUUACGCCUUUAAAGGCAGUGGAUCUGGGUGCCGAUAUUGGGCACGGUGUUACGGAAUUUGUAACAUACGCGUCAGAUGACGUAUUUGUUCAUAUAGUUGGGUUGAAAUCUAGAGAGGCAGCAAGCCUCUUGGCGGACUCGGAAUCGAUAGCUUCAUGUUCCUCGACCUCCAUCAUAGAGGUCGUGCGCGAGUAUAGCAAGACGGAUAGGAAAGAGGUGGCACCAUAAACCAUACACCUACCCUCCAGAGUGCCCAGCCCUUGGUACAAAAGCAUUUUAUUAAACGAAUUAAAUAAUAUAAGUUUUAUAUCUUAAACUAUACUUAUUCUUUUAUCCAU